AAGUCAUGUACCUCCCUUUUCCACUCCACCACCAAAGUUCUACCUUUAACGGUCACUCUCUCUCUCAACACGCACCCUCCAACUUCAACUGCAACUGCAAUGGCUGUGGCUUCCUUCUCCAACUUCUCCGGCGCGCGCUCAUUCUCUCUGCAAAACGGUUAUUCUCUGCCGCUACCUUCCUUCACUCUCUCAUUGCGUACCACAAACUCUUAUGCCUACGCUCCGCUAUUCACAUCGCUUCGUUCUCCGGCACUCUCCAUUAUUGCAUCGGCACACGGCGGAGGGACCGGAGGAGGGCAUGGAGGAGGUGGAGGUGGAGGUGGAGGAGGAGGAAGCGGAGGCGACGGGGAAUCGGAAGACAGGGAUCGUAACAGGGAGGAGGCGCUCCUGGUUCUCGCGGAGGCAGGGCGGCCGCUGGAGAAAUUGCCGGCGGAUUUAGCGGCGGCGGUUGAGGCGGGGCGAGUACCGGGGUCGAUUUUGAAGAGGUUCUUCGAGCUGGAGAAAUCGGCGGUGUUGCGGUGGCUGUUGAAUUUCGGAGGGUUCAAGGAGAGGUUGCUGGGGGAUGAUUUGUUCCUUGCCAAGGUUGCCAUGGAAUGCGGUGUUGGCAUCUUUACUAAGACUGCUGCGGAGUUGGAGAAGCGCAAAGAAAAUUUUAGUAAGGAGCUUGAUUUUGUUUGUGCCGAUGUGAUAAUGGCCAUUGUAGCGGAUUUUAUGCUUGUGUGGCUUCCUGCUCCCACAGUUUCUCUCCGACCACCACCUGCUGUUAGUGCUGGAACUGUUGCUAAAUUCUUCUAUGGCUGCCCUGAAAAUGCUUUUCAGGUGGCUUUGGCCGGAACCUCAUAUACACUCAUCCAGAGAAUAGGUGCUAUAGUGCGUAACGGUGCAAAGCUAUUUGCUGUUGGGACUAGUGCAUCACUGAUUGGUACAGGAAUAACAAAUGCACUGAUCAAUGCAAGAAAACUUGUUGACAAAUCUUUUGCCGCUGAGGCGGAGGAUUUACCGGUAUUAUCGACAAGUGUUACCUAUGGGGUUUACAUGUCAGUUUCUAGCAACUUAAGGUACCAAUUAAUAGCUGGAGUUAUUGAACAACGAAUUCUAGAACCUUUGCUGCACCAGCACAAGCUUGUGCUGAGCGCAAUUUGCUUUGCUGUUAGAACUGGAAACACUUUCUUGGGCUCAUUAUUGUGGGUGGAUUAUGCUCGCUGGGUUGGAGUCCAGAGGAGUCGGGAAUAGGCAUAACAGUUCUUCAGUCACAAGAUAUUGGCAUAAUGGUUCUUCAGUUACAAGAUUUUUGGGUAAAAUCUUCUCUGUUGAUUCAUUGUUGCAAGUAAAGUUGGUGUGUUGUAUUUUUUCUUAUUCUUCCUGAAAGCAAUAUUGUACAUUGAGCAAUAACGGAGGUCAGCAAGUACCACGAGUCUCCAAUUAUCAUCUUUUGCAGUGGCCAGUAAAGGUACAAGAUCCAUCUCUCGUAGCUAGCAGAAAGCUGCAUCAUGAGAUGAAAUUGAGUCAAAUCUUUAGUAGACAUUUGUGGAGGCAAUUCCUCUAUUGUUCUUGUGUGUUUUGCAUCUAAAGUUGAAUUGAAAGGAAUCAAAUUCAAAUUGGUAGUUCUCUAA
Molecule: messenger RNA, 1613 nt
Organism: Vigna unguiculata (cowpea)
Lineage: Eukaryota; Viridiplantae; Streptophyta; Magnoliopsida; Fabales; Fabaceae
Product: protein RETICULATA-RELATED 4, chloroplastic-like
Source: RefSeq, a predicted model, not a curated record